UUCCCGCGAACUGGUGGAUGCUCUCGCGCCCUGACGCUGUCUUGCUAGCUGCUAGAAGACGCACGGAGGUGUCGCCGUCCGGAUUAUCUCAACAAUACAGUAAUAGCAGGUUUCAAACUCGCACACAUGGCGAAGCAAAGCUCCCUUUUCAACUUUUUCACCAAGUCUCCGCCGUCGGUCUCCAAGCCGAAGCCGAGCCCUUCACCGACCGAGGCGGACCUGCCUUCCUCCGUGGAGAAGUCCAGCUCCUCUCCGAAAGAGCAAGCUAAUCAGACACCGCAGCAAGCACCCAAGACCAGCAAAGUCAAACCGAAAAGCAACAAGUCUCCGAAAGGAGGAUUCAACAAACUCUUUGGCGACAAUGCCCCAGCAGCCAAACAAAGCAGCAACACAUGCACAUUCAGUGCUGGUGCCCUUGUGUGGGCGAAGCUCGAGGGACACCCCUGGUGGCCGUGCAUGGUGGUACCCCAACCUCUGACUGGACAGCAGAUGAGGGGCCGCGGUCGGAACCAGCGCAUACACGUCCACUUCUUUGAUGAACCCACUACUAGAGGAUGGGUCAGCACCAAGUAUAUCAGAGAGUACCACGGCUCUGACAGCAGCGAUGCUAAAACAGGAGGGGUGUUCUUCAGCGGCAAGCCUGCAAUCCGUCGUUCAAUGGAGCUUGCUGAUGGAGUUAUGUUUGACAGCCCAGAUAAAAGACUGAAGAUGCCUAUCUGCAUGGAUCCGUCUGAUGAGGAAGAGGAGGAAGAGGAUGAUGAUGAGGAAGAAAUGGAGGUUGACGGGUCAACGGUGAGUGAUGAAGAGGGCAGUGAUGAGGAAGAACAGAAAAAUGAGAAAGUGAAGUCAUCCAAAGUCAGUCUCCGUUCAUCCCGUGUUUCAACAGAACAGGGAAAUAAGGCCAAGCGCCGCCGCAUAAUCGUAGCUUCCGACAGUGAUGGAUCAGAUGAGGAGUUCAAACCAGAAAAGGCUGCGUCCAGCAGUGAGGAAGAGGAGGAGGAGGAGGAGGAGGAAGCAGCAGCAGCGGUGAGCAGUGAAGAAGGCAGCACACACGAGUCAGAAGCAGAAAGCCCCAUCAAGCCUGUGAAGCGCAAACGUCCGGCAGAAAAGCCCGCUGCUGCCAAACCUAAGACGCCCGCUACCCCGUCCAGCGCACCAAAACGAGCUCCAGCAGCCGUCACAGUCGACACAAAGUCUCGCCUGUCGGCCUUCUCGGCCCCCGACAGCUUUGAGAGCCAGGCCAACGGAUCCGGCACCGGUGGAGGCGCCACAGUUUGGGACCACGAGAAGCUGGAGUGGUGUCAGGAUGGCAGGAGGAAGGACAGCCGAAGGCGGCGGCAGACCGAGGACGACUACGACCCCACCACCCUGUAUGUGCCGGAAGACUUCCUCAACAGACUCAGUCCCGGUAUACGCCGGUGGUGGCAGCUCAAAUCUCAGAUGUUCGACACGGUCGUUUUCUUCAAGGUGGGGAAGUUUUACGAGCUCUACCACAUGGACGCCGUGAUCGGAGUCAAUGAGAUGGGACUGACUUUCAUGAAGGGGACCUGGGCGCACUCGGGCUUCCCGGAGAUCGGCUUUGGCCGUUUCUCCGACGUCCUGGUGCAGAAAGGCUACAAGGUGGCCCGCGUGGAGCAGACAGAGACUCCAGAGAUGAUGGAGGCACGCUGCAAGAGCAUGGCCAGGCCCACAAAGUUCGACCGCGUGGUGAGAAGAGAAGUGUGCCGGAUUAUCACUCGCGGUACCCAAACCUACAGCGUGUUGGACGGCGCUCCCUCCGAGAGUCAGAGCAAGUUCCUGCUGAGUUUAAAGGAAAAGGCCGAAGAGGAAAGCUCGGGAUGUUGCCGCACCUACGGAGUCUGCUUCGUCGACACCUCCGUGGGUUAUUUUCACAUCGGCCAGUUCCCAGACGAUCGUCACUGCUCCCGCCUGCGCACCCUGAUCGCACACUUUGCCCCGGCCGAAGUGCUCUUUGAAAAGGGGAACCCAUCCGUCGAAACGCGCAAAAUACUCAAGGCCUCUCUGUCCUCUGCUCUGCAGGAAGGACUCAAUGCAGGCACCCAGUUCUGGGACGCUCAGAAGACUCUGAAAACCCUCUUAGAAGAAGAUUACUUUAGAGAGGCUACUGGCACGGAUCAGGAGACGGGGACCAACUUCCUCCCCCCUCUUCUAAGAAUGAUGACCUCUGAGAGCGAUUCCCUGUGCCUCACUCCUAAAGAGGGCUGUGAGCUGGGACUGUCGGCACUGGGCGGAUGCAUUUUCUACCUGAAGAAGUGUCUGGUCGACCAAGAGCUGCUCUCUUUGGCCAACUUUGAAGAAUACGUCCCCGUCGAUGUGGAGCUGGAGAAAGCCGCCGGACCGGCCAGUUUCUUUGCCCAGACCCGUCAGCGGAUGGUCCUCGACGGAGUGACUCUAGCCAACUUGGAAAUCUUUCAGAACGGGUCGGGAGGAACUGAAGGGACGCUGCUGGAGCGCUUGGACACCUGCUCGACCCCGUUCGGCAAGAGGCUGCUGAAGCAGUGGCUCUGCGCUCCUCUGUGCAACCCCACGUCCAUCAAGGACCGGCUGGAUGCGGUGGAAGACCUGAUGGGCGCUCCGGCUCAGGCCACCGAGGUCUCAGACCUGCUGAAGAAGCUCCCAGAUCUGGAGCGUCUCCUGAGUAAAAUCCACAGCAUCGGCACCCCUCUGAAGGGCCCGGAUCACCCCGACAGCCGGGCGGUGCUCUACGAGGAGGUCACCUACAGCAAGCGCAAGAUAGCGGACUUCCUCUCGGCCCUGGAAGGUUUCAAAACCAUGCAGGAGAUCAUCACCGUCCUCACUCCAGUGUCGGGCGAAUCUCAAUCCGCAUUGCUCCGUCAAGUCGGCCAUCCGAAAAGUGAGGAGGACGGCCUCUUUCCCGACCUCUCUGCCGAACUGAGGCGCUGGGAGACAGCCUUCGACCACCAGAAAGCCCGCACCACCGGGGUCAUCACCCCCAAAGCGGGCUUUGACCCGGAGUUCGACCAGGCUCUAGCCUCCAUCAAGAGCUGCGAGCGAGAGCUGCAGGACUACCUGGACCAACAGAAGAAGAGACUCGGCUGCAAGAACAUGUCGUACUGGGGAACCGGGCGGAACCGCUUCCAGAUGGAGGUGCCGGACGGCUUCUCCAAGGGGACCGUUCCCGAGGAGUACGAUGUGAAGUCUACGAAGAAAGGCUGGAAGCGCUACGUGACCAAGGAGACAGAGCGGCUGUUCUCAGAGCUGCAAGGGUUCGAGGAGAAGAGAGAUGCGGCCCUGAAGGACUGCAUGAGGAGACUCUUCUUCAACUUCGACAAGAACUACAAAGACUGGAAGACCGCUGUGGAGUGCAUGGCGGUGAUUGAUGUGCUGCUGGCGUUGUCCCGCUACAGUCAGGGCGGAGACGGGCCGAUGACCCGGCCACAGGUGGUGCUCCCUGAGGGGGACGAUCAGGUGCUGACCUUCCUCGACCUCACCGGAUCCCGCCACCCCUGCGUCACCAAGACCUUCUUCGGCGAUGACUUCAUCCCCAACGACGUCUUCAUCGGCUGCCCCGGCAGCAGUGAGACCGACGAGGGAAAGGAGCACGCCUCCUGUGUCCUCGUCACGGGGCCCAACAUGGGCGGAAAGUCUACUCUCAUGAGACAGUGUGGACUUGUAAUCAUCCUGGCUCAGCUGGGUUGCCAUGUUCCCGCCGAUAGCCUGCGCUUUACACCGGUCGACCGGGUCUUCACUCGGCUGGGAGCCUCCGAUCGCAUCAUGGCUGGAGAGAGCACCUUCUUCGUGGAGCUAAGUGAGACUGCCAGCAUCCUGCACCACGCCACUAAACACUCGCUUGUGCUUCUGGACGAAUUAGGGAGGGGCACAGCCACAUAUGAUGGCACAGCGAUCGCCAGCGCUGUCGUGAAGGAGCUCGCUGAGAAGAUCUGCUGUCGCACCCUCUUCUCCACACACUACCACUCGCUGGUGGAGGACUACGCCAACAACCCCGCUGUGCGGCUGGGCCACAUGGCGUGCAUGGUGGAGAACGAAUGUGAGGAUCCGAGUCAAGAGACCAUCACGUUCCUCUACAAGUUCAUCACUGGCGCUUGUCCCAAGAGUUACGGGUUCAACGCCGCUCGACUCGCCAGCCUGCCAGAGGCGGUCAUCCAAUCAGGACACAGGAAGGCCAGAGAGUUUGAGAAGAGCACCGUCAGUCUCAGACUCUUCAAGAAGCUCUGCCAGUUUGCUGAAGACGCCACACCGGGAGGAACACACUUCUCUUCCCUCGCUCAGAUGCUCAACGCCCUGUAGCUUAAAAACACGCUUUGUUCUCGCUGAAUGUUUGUUUCCUCAGCACUCGAAAAAACACUACUGUAAUGAUCUAAUAAAGUUUAUUUAAAAAAAAAAAAAAAAAUGACAAUGUUUCAUCUAGGAAAUUAAACCCUUUUAAUUCACGCUAGCGCCUACAUAACGGUUAUUGAAUACUUCACAAUAUAUUAAGUCUAGAUGUUAUGAUACAUGCAUACAUUUCAGUCUGUAUGAGAACCCACAAUCACCAGUACACAUGAGUGGGGAGGGGGGGCGGCGAUGGAACCAUAUAGCGCUGUGUAUGGAUACUUGUCUCAGCUUCAGCAGAGUGAAAGCCUUUGAAAUUCUCCAGCAACAUUGGUAAACAAGGGAAAACAUAAAUGAGCUGAGCUUUCACAAGACUCGUCUCCGCUUCUUUGACAAAGUAUCUUAACAGACCAAGAAGCAGCAUUUGUGCCUUUUAUUAAAAGAAGAAAAUAAAACCACAUUGAUUCUAAAACAGGUUAAGAUGUAUAUAGAUUUUAUAGUUAGUCAAUGUACCACAGAAGUUACAACCAUCCAAAUGUUUAACGGCUGCAUAAUAAUGCUUCUCUUAUGUGACGAGGAAAGCAAAAGGCUGCAUCUUCAGAAGAAUACCAUGUGGCUAAACGUCUCUCUUCCUGUAAAUUGGGUUUAACGUGACGGGCCAAUACGAACAGAAUAAACAAAAUAUGCAUAGAUUAUGUAAAAGAACAGAAACCUGUUCAGCUCCCAUACAGAAACAUUGAUGGUGCUACUCCAAACAAAAAGAAAAUAUAUAUACAAGUCUGGUGAAAGCACAUUUCAGCAUCGGUAUUGCAAAUGUAAAUGAGUCAACAUUGCUGGAGAAAAUGUUUAGUGUUUUCCUCUUUUCUCUUUCACAGAAAGAAGUUGGAUACUGCGACAUGUAGAAUUACAGCUAUUCUAAAAGGUAUAUAACAAAAAAAACACAUAAAAUAAAGACAUUCAAGUACAGUAAGAUUUUUGCAUGAAAAUACAAAACUACACAAAAAGCAUUAAAAUCAAAUCUCAACAGUUGUCUUGAUGAAAACAAAAAAAGCUGAAGUGCUAGGUCAUUUUUGCCGUACAUAUCAUACGAGCACGUCGGUUGCCCAGUGAUGGAAGCAUUGUUGUAUUUGGGGCCUUUUUUUUUUUGCCUCGUGA
Messenger RNA from Anarrhichthys ocellatus (wolf-eel), 5469 nucleotides. It is a transcript of the gene msh6, whose product is annotated as mutS homolog 6 (E. coli). NCBI's taxonomy places the organism in Eukaryota, Metazoa, Chordata, Actinopteri, Perciformes, Anarhichadidae. The transcript is spliced from 10 exons. Gene Ontology annotation, molecular function: ATP-dependent DNA damage sensor activity; mismatched DNA binding; ATP binding. Gene Ontology annotation, biological process: mismatch repair. The record is from RefSeq and is a predicted model, not a curated record. Gene Ontology annotation, cellular component: MutSalpha complex; nucleus. Bases 127 to 4290 code for a protein of 1387 amino acids.